Molecule: messenger RNA, 378 nt
Organism: Kwoniella mangroviensis CBS 8507
Lineage: Eukaryota; Fungi; Basidiomycota; Tremellomycetes; Tremellales; Cryptococcaceae
Exons: 1
Coding region: 1-378 (125 amino acids)
Source: RefSeq, a predicted model, not a curated record
AUGUCCCACCUCACUUUCAUUUACAAAGUUUUCCCGAAAACACGCAUUAAGUCACUGUACUGCACAAUACUCAGUAGUCAUGUCAAUCAGGCACUAUACGAGGCCAUCUCAUUCAACACCACUCAAUCUGAUCGAGACGAUAAAUCAGAGGUAUAUACGAUGUAUGACAACAUCGAACUCAUGGUGAUCAACGAUCGUGUUCGUCCAGAGGAAUGUACAGAUCAAGAAGCGCUGUCAAUGUGGAGAAGUCAAAUCAAAUGGAGAGAACCUGGUUGGAAGGAAGUGAGAGAUGAUCCAGAGAGGUAUAGGGAGCAUUUUGAAGAUGAUGAUCAAUGUGAUUAUUACCUUUGGUUACGCCAUGGAGUAGCAAACCAGUAG